AUGGCCGCUGCCGGAGCGACGGGCGGACACCGCGGCCUCCAGACCACCCCGCCGCGCGAGGCGUGGGGCCCAAGGGACGCGGCGCGCACGGAGGAGCCGGCCCGGCCGCCGGCGCCGCCGCGGGAGCUCGAGGCCGAGGUCGACGAGCUGCUCGCCAGGCACCACUGGGAGCUCAGGCGCGGGCUCGCGGCUCUCGUCGCCAGGGCCCCGGCGGAGCAGCAGCCGCCCGGGGGAGGCGCGGGGUGCGGCGGCCCGGCGGUGGCCGGCCGCGUCUGCGAGAGGCCCGAGAGGCCUGCGGCGCCAGGCGGCGCCCUGCAGGCCACGUCUCCGGCGUCGGCGCCCACGCCCAGGAGGCUCUCCGCCGGGCCCCGGGGUUGGGACGACGACGGCGACGAGUCGGACGCGGACGACAUCCUCGACAGCACGCUCCAGAUGCCGAGCAGUCCCCACUCCAGAUCGAAGGUCGCCAAGGUGGUCGGGCUGGGAUCGGGCAAGACGCAGCUGCGAGCGUCUGCGUCCCUGUCGCUGAAGGCGCAGCGCGGCAAGGACUUGCAGUCGAGAAUGUUGCGACUAGUUUCUCAUCCAGUGUACGAGGUGGCCAAUGCUGCCGUUAUCAUUUUCAACGCCCUCGUCAUCGCGUGGGAGACAGAGCACUCGGCGCAGCAGGUGCCAAGAAGCGAUCAGCCUGUCCACUUCGAUGUGUUCAUGUUUACCUUCUGUGCCCUGUUCACAGCCGACCUCAUCCUGAACAUGCUAGCACAGGGCUCAUAUUUUUUCUACGCGACGGACUGGAAAUGGAAUUGGUUCGAUAUGCUCGUAGUAGUAUUGGCGAUCGCUGAGGCCAUCGCCUUUGUCGUGGGGUCGAGGGGUACCAUGUUGUCCAAUAACUCGGUGCUACGCGUGCUCCGGCUCGUACGAAUCUUGCGAUUCGUGCGGGCUCUCCGGUCGCUCGUAUUUUUCCGCGACUUGCGUAUCACGAUUUCUGUCUUGAGCGGAGCGUUGGUUCCGUUGAUGCCUUUGGCGGUCAUAUUGUUUAUGAUAUUCAUGACUUUCGGAACAAUUUUGACUGACGGAGCGAGCCAGCACAUGAUCAACCAUCAGCAUAGUUAUCAUCCAGGGCUGAAGAAAUAUUACGGCAGCGUGUUCGUGACCGUGGCCACUCUCUUUAAGACGAUCACAGGUGGCAUAGAUUGGGAGGUAGCCGUGGAGCCAUUAGAGAAGAUGCCUCUCAUGUAUACCGUGGUGUUCUACGCUUACGUGACAUUCUCAGUGUUUGCAUUGUUGAACGUCGUCAACGCAAUGUUUAUCGAUUCCACAUUUCAAAGGUCCAGGCAAGAUCGCGAUUACGUAGUACAGACGGAGCAGGAUGGCAAGCGAUCAUUCUUGGCCAUGAUGGAGAGGCUGUUCGUGGAGCUAGACAUUGACAACACUGGCACGAUCAACCUCUCAGAGCUGCAAAACCGCAUACGCGAUCAAAAGGUGAGAGCUUACUUCAAGGCCAUCGACCUGGAUAUUUACAAGGUGAAGAAGCUGUUCCGGCUCAUGGACACCGACAAGUCGGGCGGCAUCGACCACGUCGAGUUCAGGAGAGGGUGCGAUCGCCUGCGCGGCGAGGCGAGCCAGUUGGACCAGGCAAUCCUCCACUACCAGAUGAAGAUGCUGUCGAGGGACGUCGCCACCGUCAAGCACCUGGUGCGGGGGCCGAGCGGCGACGUGCUGCGCGUGGAGCCGCCCUGCGAGACCAGUGGGCUGGAGGGCGCCGCGCUCGUGCAAUAG
This is a messenger RNA of Prorocentrum cordatum, 1776 nucleotides long. The record is from the annotation of a GenBank genome assembly. NCBI's taxonomy places the organism in Eukaryota, Dinophyceae, Prorocentrales, Prorocentraceae.